AUGGAUAACGUUAAAGAACUGCUAACACAUCGUAGAGCGACUGCAGACGACUGCAAUGUAUUGGUUACACUGAUAAAUGAUGCUUAUUCUGGUCAAAUGUCACAUCAAGGCUGGACGAAUGAGUAUGCAUUGAAUCCUACGCCACGAACAAACUCCGAUUUGUUAUUGAAUUUGAUAAACAAUGUGAAUAACAUCUUUCUGAUGUUUUUCGGUGCAGAUGAUCAAAUUCUCAAAGGAUGUGUUCUACUAUCGCAUAAAUCGGAAUGUAAAACUGCUCGAAUAAGUUUGCUUUCUGUACGUCCAGAUCUACAGGCGAGAGGCUUUGGAAAUUCAAUUUUAUCCACUGCUGAAAAGCCUGAAUUGAUAUCGUACUAUUCUCGUAGAGGUUUUAUCGCCACGGGUGCGCGUCAACGCUUUGUUCCAACACUAUCGUCUUCAGGAUGUGCAGUACGAGAUGAUCUGGAACUUUGUACAAUGCGGAAGAAGCAAGGAAAUGGCGCUUAUCUCAUGGGACAAAAUGAGAAAUCAACAGACAUAUUCAUUAUCAAUGUCAGUGCUCUUCUACCUGAAGAAGAAUGUCCAAUUCAAAUAUUAUACAUUACUAAACUGCCACGUUUACGUGGAAACAAAAUACGUCUGGUUGUGCCAAUAACAAUUACAUUCCGAUACAAAUCAACUGAAAAUGCUAUUGCAAGUCCAGUAGGUACACAACCGACGUAUGUUCAAUCCCCUCCGUAUACUGUCAAAUCGACAAGAUGA
Molecule: messenger RNA, 759 nt
Organism: Adineta ricciae
Lineage: Eukaryota; Metazoa; Rotifera; Eurotatoria; Adinetida; Adinetidae
Source: the annotation of a GenBank genome assembly